UGAAUAAAAGGGAAGGAAGCAGAUGUUUUGGCAAAGAUACGAAACAUACAGCGAAUAGAAUCUACUCGUAUAGAUUAAUUUAUUGUACAAAUACAAGAUUCACAGUUUCGUGAUUUUGGAUAAAGAACUUGUCCGUCAAGAGCAGGGUGAGGCAAGUUUAGUUUCUAUCUUUAACAUCUCGUUACUUCAUUCUAUUGUAACGUUAAUUUGAAUUGCUACUACCAAAAUUAGCUAAGACUUCUAUCAGUCAGAACAGAGAGUCAUUAAUCAACACACGAUUGGCUAGUCUUUGGGUAUUUCGUGUCUUCAUUAUCUUUCAAUGUCUGACAGUAGGAAAACUUCAGUAACGAACAUUACCAAUAGUCCUUCAAAUGCCUUGUUUCUACAUUGCACUUAUGAAAAACAACACUUUCCAGUAAAAAUAACCAAAACUAUAUCCACUCCUAAUGAAAAUAAUGUUGCUUUUCGAAUCAACUAUCAUUUUUAUCUCAAAGUGAAUCUCGGAAAAUUAUACUGAAAAUAUUGUUUGGGAAGAGAGAAUGAGAAUGCUAUUGGCCAUAGGCAAAAAACGUCCUUGGUAUAUACAUGUUGAAGGUAUUGUCGAAAACUUUAUUUUGAAAUCCCAUUGCAGGUUAUAAACACUUGAAAUUGACGAGGCAGGAUGAGUGGCAACACCGGUAACCUUACAUAUGUUUUAUUGUGUCCAAGCAUCACAGGCAGAGAGUAUCAAAUGACAUACGAAUUGACAAAUGCACAAAGAACUAACGCGUAUGUUAUCGCCAGCAUUAAUGGCAUAGUGAUGGUUCCUGCAGUCAUUUUAAACAUUUCAGUAAUCAUCGUUAUGAUGAAUUCAAAUCUGCUAAAAACCAUUUCGAACAUUCCAAUACUGUUUCUUGCAAUUUGCGACCUUCUAACCAGCAUGAUGGGCCAGUCGGCCUAUAUCAUACAAAUAGUAUCUGUCCCGAAAAGAUCUUCAAACUGCGUUAUAUUCUUCGCGGCUGCAUACACUGGUGUCAUUUCUGUGAUUUCUUCUUGCAUGGCAGUACUUGUGAUCUCAUUAGAAAGAUAUUUUGCUUUGUUUAAACCAUAUUUUUGGAGGGUGCACAUGGAAAGGAAAUAUCUUGUUUUAAUCAUGUCACUAACUUGGCUUCCAGGAACUAUAGUCUGCUUCCUGAUUUUCGAAACAGGUAAGAAAGUUUUCGGCAUCGCCGUUUACACAAUCAUGAUGAUAGGAUCACUAAUCGCAAUAGUAAUCAUUUACAUCAAGCUGUACAAUCUUGUGAAAUCAAUGCAGAAGAAAACUUUGGAUAUAACCACAGUACGUAACCAACAAGCAGACAGUGGUGCCUACAUUCAAAGAAGACAAGCACGGCUGUCCAAAUUCAGCCUUGUGGUGAUCGCAGCGUUUUUGACAUUGAAUGCACCUUAUAGCAUUGCAGCUUUGCUCAUACACACCGUUUUCAAAAGAGUCACUUAUAUCCAAACCGUCCAAAACUACAUUCAUACUUUAAUAUUUCUUAGCUCUCUUGUCAACCCGAUUAUCUAUUCCUGGCAAUGCCCCGAGAUUGGCAGAAAGUUGAAAAAGCUGUGGAAGCUUGAAAAAUAAGACAAAACAAAGAACAUGAUUAAUAAAUGAAAUUUGAGUCACGUGAACAGUAUCAUGAAGUCAAUACACACAAAAUAGCACAUUUGCUAUGGUGCAAAACAAAAAAAAGAAAACUCAUAUUAGUUCAAUGGGAUUGUAUAUGUGGUUAAAAGUUAUUUCUACAAAAAAAAGUUAUAUGCAGACUUAGACUGACUUUAUUAUGAUAAUUUGAAUCAAAUGUAUUAACUUGCUGAGUGGUACCUAUGAUAUCUAGUUGACGACAAGAGGACAUAUAGAACUUAUCAAAACUGAUGAAGGGAGAGCUAUCACUUGAUAAAAAAUGCUCCUAGAAAGUUGCAGCAAUGUCUCACUCUUUAGAGCAGAUUUAUGUUGAUAAUUUAACGACAUACUGUAAUUCCUAUUUUACUAUGUAAAAAUGAAAUUACAAUAUCUUCCUAUGAUUUCUAACUAUGAUUUCCAGAGGAUGUAGACUAAAGCUAGCGUUUUAUGGUAUUGUAUAUACAAUUUUAAAAAACCUUAAUUUCUGUAAAAUUUCUGAAGUCACUUUCUUAUGUAUGUGGAAAUUGAGGCUUUUCAGAAGAAGAGCAAACAGUCAUGUCAAAUUGUUGGGGUCAACUUUGUACCCUGUGAACAGUUGGAAGCAUAUAUAUCUAAAAGUCAUCUUCAAUUACUUUGACUGCAGAUUCCCUAAUACCUAUAAUUUUCCAUCACUAUGUUUGCAACAGCUUGCUACUUGUAAUAAUUUUUGUGUGCUGGAUUUUUUUGCUAGCAUCAUUGUAUCUUUUGUCUGUGAUAAAUCUUAUCCUGGCAUGUCAUUUGAUAUUGGUAUCACAAUGCUUCAAUUUCUUGUAAAUUAUCAAUUGUAGAGUUUGUAUUAGAGGGGGCCAGAUACUGCUCUAAUACCUGACAUUGGUUCAAAAAUUUUGUCCUUCUCCAAAGGCAGAAUUUGAAUUUUAGCAAGUUAUUUGUAGCUAAACUGUUUGCCUCCUGCUGUUUGAAGUUUUACUGCAACCUGAUCAACAAAGGAGAGGAAAAUUGCCUUGGGGCCUAGGGGUCUGUUAAAAUUUAUGAAUAAUUGCUCUAUAUAGGGUUCAACUGAAGAAUACAGGCUUUAUAGGAAAAAUAAAGUACUCAAAUGCUAGUCUGGGUUUGAUUUACAUUCUCAAAUUGCAAACUCGCCAAUAAAUUAAAACAUUUUAAAAUAUCAACAAUUCUUUCAACCUUUAUACUUCUCAAUCAUAAAUGGUUCUAUUAUCUACACUUCAAUAAUUAUAAAGGGUAUCAAUGGUCCCAAAAAAAUUUGAAUUUUGUUGUUGUGUGUAUUUACGUUUUUGAUUACCACUGAUGUCUCAAUCAAUGAGCUUGUUCUUUUUUAUUUAUUUAUAAAGAUGCAAAUAACAAAACUCUGUUCAUAGUCUGUCAAACCAUAAUGUUAUGCCUUGACUCAUUUUCCUAUGCCGUGAGGCCUCCUGAGAUUUUCCAAAGUAUGCCCCAAUGCUUUUACUCUCCGUCAACAAUUAACCAACUUAAAGCCCUUUUUUC
Rhopilema esculentum is the source of this 3148-nucleotide messenger RNA. RefSeq lists its product as uncharacterized. Lineage: Eukaryota; Metazoa; Cnidaria; Scyphozoa; Rhizostomeae; Rhizostomatidae. Gene Ontology annotation, molecular function: G protein-coupled receptor activity. Gene Ontology annotation, biological process: G protein-coupled receptor signaling pathway. Gene Ontology annotation, cellular component: membrane. The record is from RefSeq and is a predicted model, not a curated record.